CAAAAUUUCCAAGCCCCCCAAGUUUUUUUCCCCCUCCACAAAAGAGAAAGCUAAGUAGCUAGCUGCUAGCAAUAUACCUUUAAAAGGGUUGAUUGAACUUGCAGUGUGUGUAUAUAUAUGUAAUAGCUAGAGAACUGCUGUUUUUUUUUUUUUCUUCUUUUCUGUUUUUUCUGUUUGUUUCCCACGAAAAGUGGGGAGAUUUUUCUUUUAAAGAAAUGGGAUACGGAGAAGAGAUUUUGAUAAUAAGAAGCUACGAUGGGCAAUCUGCAGAUAGAGCUAGAGUGGAAGAUCUAGAGAGAAGAUGCGAGGUAGGCCCAUCUGAACGAGUUUUUCUCUUCACAGACACCAUGGGUGACCCCAUUUGUAGGAUCAGAAAUAGUCCCUUAUACAAGAUGCUGGUGGCAGAGGUGGAUAACCAAAUAGUUGGAGUAAUUCAGGGCUCGAUAAAGAUCGUUACGGUUCACCAAGCGCCCAAGGGCCGGGCCAAGGUUGGGUAUGUUUUAGGCCUUCGCGUUGUUCCGAUGUUCCGCCGCCGAGGGAUUGGCUGCAGCCUUGUCCGACGAUUGGAGGAGUGGUUUGCUGCCAACGACGUGGACUACACCUAUAUGGCGACAGAGAAAGACAAUGAAGCCUCCGUCAAGCUCUUCAUCAACAAGCUCGGGUACACCAAUUUUAGAGUUCCGGCGAUCCUCGUCAACCCGGUGAAACAUUACCGCCCUUAUAACCUCCCUUCCAACAUCCAAAUUUCCCGCCUGAAAGUCGAUGUGGCCGAGUUUCUCUACGGAAAAUACAUGGCCUCCACCGAGUUCUUUCCCCAUGACAUCGACCGCGUGCUCAAACACAAGCUCAGCCUUGGAACAUGGGUGGCUUAUUACAAAGACGAUAAAUUCGAAACAACUGGCAGCGGAUCAGAAAUGGCAAUUCCAAAGAGCUGGGCAAUGCUGAGUGUAUGGAAUAGUGGGGAGGUGUUCAAACUGCGAUUGGGAAAGGCACCAUUGUCAUGCUUGAUAUACACAGAGAGCUCGAAGGUGAUGGACAAGAUCUUCCCAUGUCUGAAACUUCCCUCAAUACCGGACUUCUACGAGCCGUUCGGAUUCUACUUCAUGUAUGGGGUUCACCGGGAGGGGGCAGCAUCGACAUCAGGGAAGCUGGUGAGGGCACUGUGCCAGCACGUGCACAACAUGGCGGCGGAGGCAAGGGACUGUAAAGUGAUAGUUACAGAGAUUGGAGGAGAAGACGCACUGAGAGAAGAGAUUCCACAUUGGAAAUUGCUGUCAUGCCCUGAAGAUUUAUGGUGCAUAAAGGCAUUGAAGAAAGAAGCAAGAAAUAGCCUCCAUGAGUUGACAAAAACCCCACCAACUACAAGACCAGCCCUUUUUGUAGACCCAAGAGAGGUAUGAGAAUAUCAAAAUCAUAUCAAUAUCAAUAAUAAAUCCAAACUUAAUUACUUAAUCACAAAACGCAGCAAGAAUCCAACAUAUAUCAAUUACUUAAUCCCUUCUCUUCUCCAAAAAAUCUCACCUUUUAUGUACAUAUCAUCAUAUAUACACCAAUAAUAAAAUGAGUUGACUUUUGAAUUUGCCCCUAAAAA
Molecule: messenger RNA, 1591 nt
Organism: Momordica charantia (bitter melon)
Lineage: Eukaryota; Viridiplantae; Streptophyta; Magnoliopsida; Cucurbitales; Cucurbitaceae
Product: putative N-acetyltransferase HLS1
Molecular function (GO): acyltransferase activity, transferring groups other than amino-acyl groups
Source: RefSeq, a predicted model, not a curated record